Molecule: messenger RNA, 3017 nt
Organism: Bombina bombina (fire-bellied toad)
Lineage: Eukaryota; Metazoa; Chordata; Amphibia; Anura; Bombinatoridae
Gene: INAVA
Product: innate immunity activator
Exons: 11
Coding region: 143-1606 (487 amino acids)
Biological process (GO): adherens junction maintenance; positive regulation of protein ubiquitination
Source: RefSeq, a predicted model, not a curated record
CCACUUGUGUGCUCAGCUGCACAGUGCAUCUGUCAUUAAUUGCAGGGCAUCUGCAUCGAUAUCAAGAUGAGAUCACUGUUGUCACCCGUUUGCCAUCUAUUUGCAGUGAAUUACAAUCUUCAGUUUCUUGUAUCCAGACUUCAUGGGAAUGCAGGAAGAAUCCAGUGACACAGGGUCACAUUAUAUCAUCCAGCCAGGUCCUGAAGUGCUCUCACCCGGAUGCAAGGAACUGACGCAGGCAGUGAGGAUCCAACAGCGCUCUUUGGAGCAGAAACUUCAAAAUUGCCUAGAUGAGCUGCGCAGAAUCUGCUUGCGGGAGGCUGAGCUGACUGGUGUUCUAUCGAAAGAAUAUCCCCUCAAAAAGGGCGAAACGCCCCCUAAGGUCCGAAGAAGGGUGGGGGCUUUGUUUUCAUUGGAUGAAAGAACAAUUCAGUUUCGUGGGGAGGAUCCUCUCAGCAACUUGGAGAGAGACCUGGCACUGCAGCGACAAAUCACAGAAGCUGCACGGCGUCUUUACCUGGAAGAUUCUCUUGCCAAACCAAUCAGACGUCAGAGAAAGGAGGCGCUGAGGGCUGCUGAGCGGAAACUCAUUGCACUAGAGGAAAGACUAAAUCAAGAGCGCAGCCAUGGGGGGAGCAUAAGACUUGAAGAUAGCAGUGUGUCUGAAUCCAGCUCCUUGUCUGAUGUCACAGUUCCUGAAGAAGAUGAUGCCCAGCGAGUUGGCCCUACAGUAUCCCACUCGGUUACCCGUCCUCUCCCCCCUCAGACGCUAGAGGGAUUACGUCCACUGUGGUAUGAGAGUGACACUGAAAAAUCUCCCCUUCGAAACAGUCCUUGGAAGGAAUCCAGCUUGGACCUGCCUUAUGAGAAGAAAGGAACGCGGAAAUCACGGAGCCAAAGCAGUAGUCCUGCUGUCACGCCAUUACAAAGUCCCCAAGAAACCCCAGCAGUAAACGGCCAUGUUAAUUUUAGUCCUGCACUGAAUAUUGUGACCCUGUCAAUACAAAGCAGCCCUGAAAGUGCUAACAGGAAGGGGAUUUCACAUUCAGUAAGGGUCCAGAGUACUCAGGAUCUAGCAGAACCCAGAGGACGCCCUCUCUGCCGUAGGGCAACCAGCUUCAAUGCCACCUCCAAUUCAGUGUUGACUCUUUCUCUCUCUAAUCCUAUGUACAACUCAUCUAACAUGCUAGACUGCAAUGACAAUAUCCCUGAGUCACUCUGCCUUCCUCCCUCCUACAAGUUAGCCUUCUGCCCUGUUCCUACACAUGGGGCUGUUCCUACACAUGGGGAAGUGUAUAGAGUUGUCCACACACCAUUACCCAUGGAGCAUUCAAGAAGGUCAGGGCCCUCUAGGUCAGCGGUAACAGAGGAGCUUCAGUCCUGGCAUGUUAGGGCCCGGAUGAAAGGAACAGAAGGUCUGAGGCCAAGGUCACUUGAUAGACAAGGAGCGAUAAAGCUGCGCAGUGGAGCAUCCUGGAGUCAACUGUCCCGUUCACAGACACAGAGGUUACAGAUACCCUCCAGGCAAGUUCUGCGAAGGACAGCAGAGGGCACCCCCAUGCAGUGGUACGACCCAGAGGAGGCUCAGAUCAUCAGCCAGGUGUAGGAACACCAGAACUUUGCAAAACUGGGAAGAAGCCAACACGUUCAAGUGCACAUGAAUAUUCUACCUCUAGCUUGUCUGUGAUCCUAAUAGGGACACUGUGCUGUAAAUUGUAAAACAAAAUUAUCCUUAAUGUGUUUCAAAUAAUUUGUAAUAUUAGCUGCAGAGUAUCAAAUGUAUGGGAAAUGGCUCUUAAGUUUAUUUUUGUAUAUGAAAUAGCAGUUUUACUCAGUGAACUACAACACAUUUAAAUGAUCUGAGUUUGCAGGGAGAGGAGACCUGCUUGCCUUUAUCUUUAUGAACAAAAUCCUCAUUAUCGUAUCUCUGUCUCUGUAAAUAGAUAAUUAGAGAUAAAUUGAAACUUAGCAUUUUUAGUACCAAUCUCCCCUCCAACUUGGAGGAUGGUUACAGCUGCCGGCCCUUGUUUACAUAACCUUUCUAUAUAGAAUACAGGUAUACCCCGCUCAUACAGCGGGUUAGGGACCGGAGCCCCGCUGUAAAGUGAAAACCGCCUUAAAGUGAAUCAAGGCAGUUUUUGCUUUCUUUUCACUUGCCAGUGUGUUUAAAACUAACAUGUAUUAGGGGUGCAAUAGUGCUACAUUUAGUUUAACACUAGCACAGCACAGUAUUCAAUUAGUAUUCAAUGAAUACUGUACCUGUAAAAUAGUGACAAUUACUGUAGUACAAUAUGCCAGACUAUAACACUGAGACACAGAUUGCACUGUAAUGCUGUAAACAGAGUGAACUAAGCAUAACAAAAUGGUGCCAGACACGUUCCUCGCAAUCUCAUGAUUACAGCACUGUUUCAAAAUCCUUGGAGGUUGAACUUCAAUGCCACAAAGCACUGUAUUAGCGAAACGCUGUAAAGUGAAGCGCUGUAAAGUGAGGUAUACCUGUACUGCAAUAUUCAUAUUUUCAGUACAGGUGAUAGUUUCAACAGGUAACAGCAGCUAUUUCAAAUGACAAAUUAAAAGGUAAAUGAGUUGGUUGAAAACCACUUAAUACACUCUAGCAGGUUAAAUUGAUUAUUGGGUACAGAUUAAAGGGGGGCAACAAUUAACGGAACAGUAUCCCUUUAAUCUAGAAAAAAAACUUACCAAAGAUUCUCCAAAGUCAGCAAUGACAUCUUUCUGGUUUUCUGCAGAUACAAUCAGUGUAUAAUGUCAUUUAUAAAUGUCCUGUCUGUCUAGUGUCACAUUUUUAGUCUUCCUGUCUGUAUCAAGUUUAUUUUUCUCUCUCUCUCUCUGCUGGGCAGAGAAAUAUGUUUUCUUUUUUAUUCCCUACCCAGCUGGAUGGACCUGCAGUGAAUUGCAGUGCAAUGUAACUGAAACAGAUACUGGGGGUGUAGGUUAAAUUAAAUAUAUAUAUAUAUUGGCUGUUGCUGACAGUCUUUAAUAAACUCGUUAAAGGUUUA